Molecule: messenger RNA, 2133 nt
Organism: Thlaspi arvense
Lineage: Eukaryota; Viridiplantae; Streptophyta; Magnoliopsida; Brassicales; Brassicaceae
Source: the annotation of a GenBank genome assembly
AUGAAGCGAGUUACCAAAAGCAUUGCUUCCUCGGUUAUUCCGGUGGUGGCGAUUGUGUUUCUCUUCUCGUUGAGAGCUAUUGCGGCGGCGAAUGUAACCUACGACCACCGUUCUCUCUCAAUCGGCGGUCGCCGUCAGCUCAUUAUCUCCGCCGCCAUUCAUUAUCCGAGAAGUGUUCCAGCUAUGUGGCCAUCACUUGUUCAAACAGCAAAAGAAGGAGGCUGCAACGCAAUUGAGUCCUAUGUGUUUUGGAAUGGCCAUGAGCCAUCUCCUGGGAAGUACUAUUUUGGUGGACGGUAUGAUAUAGUGAAGUUCAUCAAAACUGUUCAGCAAGCUGGAAUGCAUAUGAUUCUGAGAAUUGGCCCUUUUGUUGCGGCCGAGUGGAAUUACGGGGGAGUCCCGGUUUGGUUGCAUUAUGUGCCAGGAACAGUCUUCAGGGCGGAUAACGAGCCAUGGAAGGUGGAGAACGAGUACGGGUACUAUGAGCGCGAUUACGGAGAAGGAGGGAAGCGGUAUGCUCAAUGGUCUGCUUCUAUGGCUGUUUCACAGAACAUUGGUGUUCCAUGGAUGAUGUGCCAGCAAUGGGACGCUCCUGCCACUGUGAUCAGUACCUGCAAUGGCUUUUACUGUGACGUAUUCACACCUAAUACACCGGAUAAACCGAAAAUCUGGACUGAGAACUGGCCUGGAUGGUUUAAAACUUUUGGAGGCAGAGACCCACACAGACCAGCAGAGGACAUAGCAUACUCUGUUGCUCGUUUUUUCCAGAAAGGCGGAAGUGUUCACAACUACUACAUGUAUCACGGAGGAACAAACUUUGGACGUACUUCAGGAGGACCAUUCAUCACAACAAGCUAUGACUAUGAAGCUCCGAUCGAUGAGUAUGGAUUGCCAAGAUUACCAAAAUGGGGUCACCUUAAGAACCUCCAUAAAGCUAUAAUGCUCUCUGAAAACAUGCUAAUCACUGGCGAGCAUCGGAAUUUUACAUUAGGCCCCUCACUCGAGGCUGAUGUGUACACAGACACUUCAGGAAGUUGUGCUGCGUUUCUGUCAAACUCGGAUGAUAAAGUUGACAAGACUGCUGUGUUUCGGAACACGUCAUACCACUUACCUGCUUGGUCAGUUAGCAUUCUACCUGACUGCAAGAACGAGGUUUUUAACACAGCAAAGGUAACUUCGAAGUCCUCUAAGGUAGAGAUGUUACCUGAAGAUUUGAAGUCUGCCUCAAGUCUCAAAUGGCAAGUUUUCUCGGAGAAACCUGGUAUUUGGGGAGAAGCAGACUUUGUGAAGAACGAACUUGUUGAUCAUAUCAACACCACAAAGGACACAACUGACUAUCUUUGGUACACAACAAGUAUAACAGUGAGUGAUAACGAAGAGUUUCUCAAGAAGGGAAGCCGCCCGGUUCUCUUCAUUGAAUCAAAGGGGCAUACUCUUCAUGUUUUCAUUAACAAGGAGUACUUAGGAACUGCGACAGGGAAUGGGACUCAUGUGCCUUUCAAACUCAAGAAAUCAGUUUCUCUCAAAGCGGGAGAAAACAAUGUCGAUCUGCUUAGCAUGACUGUUGGUCUUUCGAAUGCAGGAUCCUUUUACGAAUGGGUUGGAGCCGGUCUUACAAGCGUCUCAAUCAAAGGUCUCAACAAUGGCACACUGAAUUUGACUAAUAGUAAAUGGUCCUACAAGCUCGGCGUGCAAGGAGAGCAUCUAGGUCUGUUCAAGCCAGGUAACUCCGGGGGUGUCAAAUGGACCGUGACUGCAAAACCUCCCAAGAAACAACCUUUAACUUGGUAUAAGGUUAUCAUAGACCCACCUUCUGGGAGUGAACCGGUCGGGCUUGAUAUGAUGAGUAUGGGGAAAGGCAUGGCUUGGCUAAACGGUGAAGAGAUUGGAAGAUACUGGCCCAGGAUUGCUAGAAAGAACUCUCCCAAUGACGAAUGCGUUAAAGAAUGUGACUACAGAGGCAAAUUCAUGCCGGAUAAAUGCAACACUGGCUGUGGAGAGCCAUCUCAAAGAUGGUAUCAUGUUCCACGAUCAUGGUUUAAGGCUUCAGGGAAUGAGCUGGUGAUUUUCGAGGAGAAAGGCGGCAAUCCCUUAAAGAUGAAGCUUUCAAGAAGGAAAGUCUCGGCGGUGUGA